This is a messenger RNA of Mauremys reevesii (Reeves's turtle), 2154 nucleotides long. Its product is annotated as interleukin-5 receptor subunit alpha-like. The transcript is spliced from 13 exons. The record is from RefSeq and is a predicted model, not a curated record. The coding region runs from base 546 to 1829 and encodes 427 amino acids. Gene Ontology annotation, biological process: cytokine-mediated signaling pathway; immunoglobulin mediated immune response. Gene Ontology annotation, cellular component: membrane; external side of plasma membrane. Gene Ontology annotation, molecular function: cytokine receptor activity; protein binding. NCBI's taxonomy places the organism in Eukaryota, Metazoa, Chordata, Testudines, Geoemydidae.
GCCCCCUGCCGGCUCAGGAGAAGGUGCGGGCUGGGGAACCCCAGCGCCCCCAGUGUCCUAGUGCUCUUAGACCAUCUCAUCCCCCAGCCCCUCAACAGCCAUCACUGAGCCUUCAACCUGCACCAGCUCUACGCUGUCGUCCUCCCCCGAUCACCUCAGCAUCCCCUGGGCCAGGCUGAGGGAGUUGCACUAGAAAAUCAGAAGCCAGCCUGCAGCGUAGCAUGAGAACUUCCAUACAUACUUGGGUGAAGUGGGCAGAAGAAACAUAUGGUGCACGGUAAUAGGUAUGUGUUGUCAGACGUCACCAGUGUGGUGCUCUGCUCUAUCUAAUGUUGAUAACAGCUGCGUGCGUGCGUGUGCUCGUUGUGUGCUGCCCCAGCUCUGCGCAGAUCACUGGCACAGCAGAUCUCCAGCGAACUGCCCAAUGACCACAGACUCUGAUAAGAUUACCUUGUCUUCCAUGCACUGGGAAAUGAGAGUCUGGAACCUGCUCCCAGUCAGUAAACUCUUGACAGUGGACUAGACUGCAGCUGUGCUAAUAAGCUAUGGCCAUCGUGAUGAGCAUUUUUCCAGUUCUCCUUUGGAGAAUGAUGGUGUUUCAGGCAAACUUAUUGCAAGCUAAAGGAAUUCAGGUUCUCCCACCUGUUAACUUCACUCUCACAGUCUCUGCACUAGCAGAAGUACUUUUGCAAUGGAAACCAAACCCUGACCAAGAAAAGAACUACACUGUUGAAUACAAUGUGGAAAUUCUGACUCCUGAGAGGGAACCGUAUGAGACAAAGAAAACUUGCAGUACCCGUACGGCUGUGCUUCAUAAUGGUUUUUCUGCACGUAUUCAGACAUUGCUUCUCUAUAACAACUCGCGAAUAGAAAGUAACUGGGUUACAGCUAAACUUCAAGCUCCACCAGGUGCUGUUGAGACAUCAGUUACUAACUUAUCCUGUGUGAUUUACACGGACAUUAAUAAUACUGCAUCUCUUCAUUGCACCUGGCUUGCUGGCAAAGAGGCACCAGAAGAUACAAAAUAUUUUCUAUUUUACAGGUAUAAUAGCUACACUGAAGAAUGCCAAGAAUAUAGUAAAGACAAAUGGGAGAGAAAUAUUGGUUGCCGAUUUUCAAACACUUACAUAAAGACUAGUGAAGCUGAUGAAGUCAUCAUACACAUUAAUGGGUCAAGCAAGUACACUGCAAUCAAACCUUUUGAACAGUUAUUUAAUCCAAAUGCCAUUGAGAAAGUGAAUCCUCCCAGAAAUGUCACCGUGUCUUUAAAACAAAACAACCUCCUGAUCACGUGGGAAAUGCCAGUUUCUUCUUUCAUAAAGGAAUGUUUUGAAUAUCAACUUUACAUCUACAACUGGAAGAUGGAUUACCAACAGAUACUGGAAACAGAGUUCAAUGAUUUCAAUUUAAGUAUUGAUGACACCUGCAGAUACUCCGUACAGAUAAGAGCUAAUCAUCAAUCAUGGUGUAGUGAAGGAUUUUGGAGUAAUUGGACUGAACCUCUUUAUAUUGGAAAAAACCAGCCAAGGACUCCAGUAGACUCCAAGGCCUACACGGUUCUCAUUGCGCUUAUAGUAUUCGUAUGUUCCACGGCAUUGCUUACUGCUAUAAUAUGCAGAAAGUAUCACUUAUGGAGCAGACUAUUUCCACCAAUUCCAACACCCCAAAACAGUUUAAAAAAUCUGUUUUUAAAUAAGAGCUAUCAGAGAGCACGUACCUUUACCAGUGAAACGGAAACAGAAAUUGGAAGUUGCUUUGAAGAUCUUGGAAGCUAUGUUGAAGACCUUUCUUCGGAUGUCCUUGAGGAUUCUUGUAAUAUGAACGAUUAAUCCAUUCAUGAGCUUGAAAUUAACAGGAGUGUUACUGCAAGUGACAACGGCUUAGAUUGGAUAAACCUUCAGAUCAUACCAUCAUCAGUGCUUCAAACAUAGAAAAUGUGUUGUUUCCAAGAGAUGAAAUUGCUUAAUAAAAAGUGACAUUUGUAUGUGUUAGCUUGUAAAGAAAAAAGUGACUACGUUCUGUGACGCUCUCUACCUCGAGGGGACACUCUACACCCCCAUUAUCAUCUUUAUAAAAUGAUUGUGAGGUAGCCAAUGCAAAGUUUGUCAUGUUGGGUGUCUUUGGAAGGCUCAUGAUGCACUGAGCAUGGUUGUU